AUUAAUCAUCGUGGAUGCAGCUUCGUCCCGUCCGUUUUAAUUUGCGAAGCUAUUCCGGAGAAAAUAAAAAUCCGGAGCGUAAAAUAUAGCGUACGGGAAAGACUGACAGAAGCGUGAGCGAAUCUUCUCAAGAAGCGUAAAUUGAAACGUCGGAAACAUAAAAGAAGCGUUUACUUCUAAAAUUCUUCUCGUUACGAUGUAACCAAUUUACUAGAAGAACAAAAAGUCACGAUGACAUCAAAAUGAAUUUCGCGAAAUGGCGAAAUGACAAUCAUUUUGAAAUGAUAGACGACACUUUGACAUUAUUUCGACGUCAUCGUGACUUUUUGUUCUGCUCAAGUUCGUUCACGCGUCCGUUCACUCUCUCCUUACGGAUUUUUAUUUUCACGGAGGUACGCGAGAUAUCUGCCACGAACAACAAGCGGAUUAGCUGAUGCGCGACAGAAACGUUCCGAGUAACGUUCCUCGCUGAUAUCGGCCUAUCGAUUGGUCCCGCGUAAUGUUGUUCCGACGGGACGAUGCACUCCUUUGACGUUCAAUUUGUCAAUUUGUCACGGCCGUUGGCCUACGAUCUGGCGCACGUGCGCUAUCGUCCCUUGCUCGAGCUGCGCCGAGACUUGAGCUUCUUUUAUCGUCUCGCCCCUCCGCUCUGCCUUCGUUGUAUCGCUUCGAAUUAUUCCGCUGGCUGUGAUCGUUUAGCUUAGACAGCUAAUCUACCAGAUUUUCUAUUUUUAUUAUACGUGGCGGAAUCUCGAAAAACGGCUCCCUCGCUCGCACGUCAUGUCAUUAAUAUUCAUCAGCAUCAAAAAUAUACGGACGCUCGUAUAUGUAUAUUCAUGGGUAUGAGCGCGAACUCGUACGUAGCUCUAAUUAACUCUAAUUAUCGCGAGACUUUGAAUGCACCGACAGUCUCCCCGCGCUUAUCACCUCAAAAGACACUUGCGAUAAAAUAUUGUAAUGUAUUGCAGGACGAAGAGGUGGAGGAUAAGUCCAGCAAAUUUAGCAGCCUGCCGCUCGCGAGUUUUAAUUUCAUCAAUUCCAUCAUCGGCAGCGGUGUGAUUGGAAUACCAUACGCUCUGCAUCAGGCCGGCUUCGGUCUCGGGAUCGCUCUGCUAAUUUUAGUAGCGGCGUUGACUGACUACUCGUUGAUUCUUAUGGUGCGAAGUGGACACAUUUGCGGUGAAAUGAGCUACCAGGGUCUGAUGCGAGCGAGUUUCGGUCGGGCCGGUUUCUACAUUCUCACGGCAUUGCAGUUCAUCUAUCCGUUCAUAGCCAUGGUCUCUUAUAAUGUUGUCGUCGGCGAUACGGUCACGAAGGUUUUGAUUAGAGUGACGGGGAUGAAUGAGACGAACAUUCUCGCUCAUCGACAAGUUGUUAUCCUCGUGGCAACCCUCUGCAUCACUAUCCCAUUAUGUUUGUACAGGAAUGUCGCGCGAUUAGCAAAAAUCUCCUUCCUCUCCCUGGUUUGCGUCGGAUUCAUUCUCCUCGCCAUCUUCAUCCGGAUGAGCACCAUGUCCGCCAUAGUCCCGAGUCAGAAGGACAGUUGGAGAUUUGCCAAUUUUCCCGGUGUCGUCCCGUCCGUUGGUAUAAUGGCGUUCGCCUUCAUGUGCCACCAUAACACCUUUCUGAUUUACGGCUCGAUCGAGAGAGCGACUCAACAGAAGUGGGACGUAGUAACGCAUUGGUCUCUCUUCACAUCCUUUUUAAUCGCCGCGGCCUUUGGGAUCAUCGGCUACGCGACCUUUACCUCAUUCGUUCAGGGCGAUCUCAUGGAGAACUACUGCUGGGACGACGAUCUGAUGAACUUUGCUAGAGUCAUGUUCAGCGGCACUAUACUUCUCACCUUUCCGAUCGAGUGCUUCGUUACGCGCGAGGUGCUCAUGACAGCAAUCAAGGGCACAGACGAAUUGGAGGGACACGAGGCUUACGUGCCUAACUCGGACCGCAAGUACCUGAUAAUCACCUUGACGAUAGUAUCCGUAGCGUACCUGAUUUCCAUGUUGACGGACUGCCUCGGCGUCGUCCUCGAGUUGAACGGCAUCCUCGCCGCGGUGCCGCUCGCCUAUGUUCUACCCGGUCUCUGCUACCUCAAGCUCGAGGAGGGGCCCAUCCUCUCGUCCAAGAAGCUUCCGGCGCUCGGUCUGAUGACCGCCGGCAUUCUGGCCGCCAUCUCCGGUCUCCUGCUGAUCAUAAUUAAUAGUAGUUCGGCCGGUACUUGCUUUCACGGCAAGAUAAUGCCGUACUGCGUCGAGAAUUCGACGACGAUGCAACUUGACGCGACUACAAUGUCCAACAACUUUAUCCUCACCAGCACGGAGCCCGGGAUCUAAACCUUAACGGACGAGCACGGUAAACCUUUAGCCUAGUCAUAAGUCUGCCAAAUUAUCGAAUGAAAGUAUAGCAUAAUUAGGCUCAUGGGAUAAAUAACGGCAUAAACAAAUAAGAAAUAAUUUUAAUCGCUGGAAGAAAUAAGAUAAUAGCACGUAUAUACAUAUAACGAUAUCAAAUGGAAAAAUUGGGAUUUGGUAUUGGCUUAUCGAUAUACCUAUAUUUUGACGCAAUGUAUCCGGUAUAUGAUUGCUUCGAAAAAUUUCAAAACGUGACAUUUUAUAUAUUACAAAUUUGCAAGAUAAAAAAGGAUCGAAGGUUUUUAUUAAGCAAAACGGGAUUUCAUCUGUGAAUGGACGCAUCAUUUUAUUGUGAGGAUUAUGACUGUAUGUUAGGAAAAUGAAACUGUUGGUGAGUCAGGUUAAAGAGAAUAGCGAUUACGCAACGCUACUAUAGUCUCAACUAUGGUAUAGUGAUCGAUAGAUCUUGCGAAAAGAUUUUUUGCUCUAAUAACAAGAUAAAAUUUAAUAUUAAAUAUGUGGGACGCAAUCUAUAGGAAAACUUGAAAGAAAAAUAUUACAUUAACGAUCGUGAAUAUUUAAUUACGUUGGGUAAUUAAAUUGUUCCCACUACGAUUUCACUUCACGAUAUCGUGAUAUAAUUGGGAGAUGAAUUUUAAACUGCAAUGCUCGCAAUAUAAAAUCAAUGCAAUAUGGAAUUCGAGCGAGAAAUCCAAAAAUUGGCAAUAGGUAUAUGUAAAUGUUCUCUUUCCGUCGUUUAGUGAAAUAUAUAGACCUAUGAAUGUUUGUCGCACGCAAAUUUACAGAGUAAAAUCGCAAUCUUUCAAAUUAGUCGUGUGCACAAUGAGCUUGAGAUUCGCGACUGAAGACGAUUAAUUAAUUCUCCGCGAUGCACAUUGUUAGAGAGAGACAAAAUUUUAAUGUACCAAUCGAGAUAACUUUAUUGAACUUCCUAUAUUAUUAUUAUAUGGAAUAGGACUCUUGUAUUUAGUCCUAAUAAAAUUCCAGAGAUAAGGCUCUAACGGGAAAAAAUCUUGGUAAUUACAAAAUGCGCGAAUUUUAAGAAAUAAUUAUCGCGAUUAGAAAAUUGUGAUUAGAUAACUAAUUUAUAGAACGCGUGAGCUAAAUAUCUCAUAUUAUAUUUUUAAAAAAGAUGUUGAGCAGACAAAUGAUUUAUAAAUGAGAAGAUAU
Messenger RNA from Pogonomyrmex barbatus (red harvester ant), 3539 nucleotides. Its product is annotated as putative sodium-coupled neutral amino acid transporter 11. NCBI's taxonomy places the organism in Eukaryota, Metazoa, Arthropoda, Insecta, Hymenoptera, Formicidae. Gene Ontology annotation, cellular component: membrane. The record is from RefSeq and is a predicted model, not a curated record. Gene Ontology annotation, biological process: amino acid transmembrane transport. Gene Ontology annotation, molecular function: L-amino acid transmembrane transporter activity.